GUCCACUGCGCAUGCGCGCAGAGGAAAGCGGAAGUAAGCAUCAUGUCGACAGAGGACCCGUUUUUCGUCGUGAAGGGGGAGGUGCAGAAGGCCCUGUCCCGUGCCCGGGCCCUGUUUGAUAGAUGGGAGGAACUGUUGCAGGACGGGACGCAGGUGAGUCGGGACGAGCUCGAAUGGAGCGCCAACGAGCUGAGGAACUGCCUGAGGGCCAUCGACUGGGACCUGGAGGACCUCAGUGAAACCAUCAGUAUCGUGGAGUCCAACCCGGGGAAGUUCAGACUGGCUGACAGCGAGCUUCAGGAGAGGAGAGGCUUUGUGGAGCGGACCAGGACAUCCGUCCAGGAGAUGAAGGAUCAGUUGUCCAGCCCUUCUGCUGUGGCUCAGGCUGAGAAGAAGAACAGAGAAGCACUGCUUACAUCCUCGGGUCAGGACCGGUCAACGGGGCUGGAGGCCCAUCUGGUGUCUGCUAACUCCAAGUUCCUCCAGGAGCAGCAGGAGCAGCAGCAGCUGAUCGUGCAGGAGCAGGAUGAGCAGCUGGAGUUGGUCUCAGGCAGCAUCAGAGUCCUCAAAGACAUGUCGGGACGCAUCGGGGACGAGCUGGACGAGCAGGCCGUCAUGUUGGGCGACUUCGGGGACGAGAUGGACCAGACGUCGUCUCAAAUGGACUCUGUCCUCAAGAAGCUGGAGAAGGUGUCUCACAUGACCAGCAGUCGGAGGCAGUGGUGCGCCAUCGCCGUGCUCGUGGCCGUCAUGAUGGUGGUCCUCAUCCUCAUCUUCGCGCUCUGAUGGCGGCGAACUCUGACACCGUCGGACCACACUCGCCAACACCCCUGCCCCCCCCCACGUCCUGCUUAACCGGUGGUGUUAUGAUGUCAUCAGUGCGUUUGGGACAGUAAUGGUACUCAAUAGGGGGGGGGGGGGGGUCAGGUUAAAACUCAAAUCUGCAUAAAGAAAUCAAGAUACUUCUACGUCUAUAAAUCCGUGUAUUUGUACUUGUAGAAACAAACAAACAAACAAACAAAUAAAGGUCAGGAAGCUCGUCAGGACGAACUUCUGAAGGAGGAGCUGCUGGUAUUUGAUGGCAGAUGGGAGCAGUCUGGGGGGGGGGGCAGUAUUGCCUUAAAUCUAUUUUUAUAUGAUGUAAAUGUGCAGUAUGUGUAUGUGCC
Messenger RNA from Pungitius pungitius (ninespine stickleback), 1166 nucleotides. RefSeq names its product syntaxin-10. The transcript is spliced from 9 exons. Gene Ontology annotation, biological process: vesicle fusion; intracellular protein transport; Golgi vesicle transport. NCBI's taxonomy places the organism in Eukaryota, Metazoa, Chordata, Actinopteri, Perciformes, Gasterosteidae. The coding region runs from base 43 to 786 and encodes 247 amino acids. Gene Ontology annotation, cellular component: synaptic vesicle membrane; SNARE complex; endomembrane system. Gene Ontology annotation, molecular function: SNAP receptor activity; SNARE binding. The record is from RefSeq and is a predicted model, not a curated record.